GUACUUUCCCGUCCCCUUCCCUUUUUCUCUCGCUGUCGCCGUAAGCCUCUCCCCGCAGUGCCAUGUCUUACCGCAGACGCGACGCAAGCCAGGGCUACUCCAGCGCCGACGCCUACCGCGCAGUCCCCGCCACCUCGCCGUCCUUCGUCACCGCCCGUGUCGGCGCCGCCAACAGCAACACCCCCUCGUCCUCCGACGAGGACGCCCACCUCACGUCUCCUGCCGUGUCCCCCCAGCCCGGGCCCAUCGCCCAGUCCUUCGUUCGAGCACGCGCCGGCUCAGCUGCGCGCCAUCGUCGUCGCGACUCAGCCGACGAGCGCGAUAUCGUGGACGGUCCGCCGCUCUCCCCGCCGCGUCCCCAGUUCUUCGCAGUCCCCGACCGCUCCUCGUGGUCCUCCAACGACCAGGAGCCCGCAAGCGACUCUGACGCCUCGUCCGCGGCGAACCUCGCUGGCCGCGGCUCGGGUCGUCGCAUGUCUGUCGAGGGCAACCCCGUGAACCGCGUGCAGAUGCGCUCUGUGACGCAGCCCAUGCUGGCCACUCGCGGCCCCCCUCGCGCAGCCAGCCCCCGCCAGCGCAAUCACCGGCGCAGCAGCAUGGCGACCGAGUAUGCUUAUAGCGCCGGCAUUGCAACCGAGGAGGAACUCGCCUCCCCGACGUCGUCCAUCAAUGAGCACAACCCCUUCGGCACGCCCACGGACA
Molecule: messenger RNA, 702 nt
Organism: Postia placenta MAD-698-R-SB12
Lineage: Eukaryota; Fungi; Basidiomycota; Agaricomycetes; Polyporales; Adustoporiaceae
Exons: 2
Source: RefSeq, a predicted model, not a curated record